Molecule: messenger RNA, 2112 nt
Organism: Pogona vitticeps (central bearded dragon)
Lineage: Eukaryota; Metazoa; Chordata; Lepidosauria; Squamata; Agamidae
Gene: TNFSF8
Product: TNF superfamily member 8
Biological process (GO): immune response; CD8-positive, alpha-beta T cell differentiation
Cellular component (GO): membrane
Molecular function (GO): tumor necrosis factor receptor binding
Source: RefSeq, a predicted model, not a curated record
AUUUUGCAGAAUACUGCUGAGCACGGGCAACAGGAGCUGCUUUUGCGUUACCUAAUGCUCCUCGGCACCAGGCGUGACCAACGGGGACUCCUCCUUCAAGCGCAUAGAAACACCUUCUCAUCUUUGGGAUUUUGGUCGACUCACCUCCUGCCCCCUAAUCUCCUCUCCUUAUUUUUUUUUUCUUAUUUUUCUUCCUACGAGAAAUGAUGAAGCAUUUUUUUUCCAAAACGCAUGAGCCUAGAAGUGGGGGAGCUUCCUCGGGAGCCGAGGCGCAAGACCAAAGCGAUCAAAGGGAGCGAUGGGGGAAAACUUUGAGAACUUUAUAAAGGGAUGAACUGUCGUUCUCCAGAGAAGAGCUCUUUCAUCCAAAUGAUUUCUCCUCAAGAGGAGUCCAAAGAUAUGACCAAAGGCAGUGUCCCCAGGCAGUCCAAUGCCCCGAUCCACACCUACCUUUGUUUCAUCGUUGCUUCUCUGACCCUCUGCCUCCUCGUCGCCUUGGGAACCAUCGUGAUCUUAGCACUUCAACGGACAGGUUCUGUUGCACCGUGCGAUGGACCUCAGAGAGCACCGAUGGACGGAGAGGCCACACGGAGUGCUCAGACCAUGAUGCUCAACAAAGCGAUGGCAUAUCUUCAAGUGUUAAAGCCGAUCAACCAGUCCCAACUGAGGUGGAACAAAGAUGGGCUCCUCUACAACAUCCGGUACGACGAGGGAAACUUGGUGAUCCAGAGUCCCGGCACCUACUUCAUCUAUUGCCACUUGCAGUAUUUCGUUCCCAAGUGCGAAAGCUCUGUGAUCGAUCUCAGCCUGAGGCUGCUGGUCAACAACGUCCCCAUGAAAGAGACGGUGCUCACUCUGUGCAGCUCUCGGGAGACCAUUGUCGGGGUAAACCAUGACAUCUUUGCCGUCCUUAUGAUGGAACUGAAUGAAGGGUCUCGGGUCUCAGUGGAGAUCUCCCCCUUCACCUACCUAGACGCAGACAAUAUCCCUUCAAGCAAUGUCUUGGGCGCCUUCAAGUACAUGGGCGAAGACUGGAAGUGCCCCUUCCUUGGGACAAUAGCUGGAAAAUGUCCUUAAUUUGAACCCCCUGGCCAUUUUAUAUAUUCAAAAUCCAGCUCUAUAAGAAGGGACCACGAAGUCUUCCAUUGCCUCUCCGCUGGAAGACUUAUUGUCCGUUGUGUGUUUCUUUGUUUGACUACGGAUUCGCUUGGGAUGUAGAAAACCCCAAACCAGAACAUCCUUUUGCUCCCCAACGAAUGAAAAAAGCCAUCCAAAGAUAGACUGAACUGACAGAGAAAGUGGAGGGUUGAGAAGGGCAGGCUGAAAGAGACCCUCGGCUCCUGUGUUCUUCUACGCACACCAGAUGAGUAAAUAUGAAAGUUGGCCAUGAAAAUAUGAAUCACUCAGAGGUCCCAUUGAUUGCAAUGGGGGAAAAUCCACAGUGCAGUUCUGUAUCUGUUCUCUAUCUCUAUCUGAGAUAGAUUGCGUGGCGGAGGUGAUGAAUCUGCAUUUGCCAAAUGAGUCUUGUACAGAUACGAGAACUUCCUCCUUCUGAAAUCAAUGGGAUUCAAAGGGGCUUUCUUUGGGUUGGAUCAGGCCCGUCACUUUUGUACACUGGCCGUUCAGUCCUAGGCGCUCAAAAGGGACAGUUUUCCUUGAGCGCCAGGGGACCGACCUCCAAGGAGGUGUGACGCCUGCUGCUUUAGCAAGGAAGCGAUGCUGCAGUCUUGCCCAGGGAUUUAGAACUGAAAGGAAACUCACCUCCAAAUGGGACAUGUGCCAGAAUCGACACAGGAUGUGGCUUCUGAAAAAAAAAAAUCCAGCUUCCGCAUCUUCUGACCACCUGCAGAGAACCCACGGACUCGUUUUUCUCAGCUAGAGAUUUUGACCGAAUAAGCUAAUUUGUGUGUCCAUGUGAAACGCAAUGCUGUCGUAAUGUUCCAGCUGGAAUCCUUUCCGUCUUUAUGUCAGCUCACUGUGGCUAACUGAAGAGGUGCUGGAGCUCAUCCGAGUUAUGAAAUUGCCCAGGCAUGCGACUGGCACGUUUGUGGACAUGUCACCAAUUUGCUUCAAUUAGCAUCAGCAAACCUUACAUAAACAAAUAGAUCUCGG